CGCCCCGGAACCGCGGCGGGUUCCGCCGAUGGCGCCGGGCCCCGGGGCGCUGCCGGUGCCGCUGCUGGUGGCGGCGGCCCGGGAGGCGCAGGGGCCCGGCCGGAGGCGGCGGCUGCCCGCGGCCCGAGCGCUGCAGGCGGCCGGGGAGGUGCUGGCCGUGGCGGCCGGGCUGAAGCCGGCGCUGUUGUGGGACUGCGGGCCCGCGGGCCCGGCCGAGCUGCGGCGCUACCUGGGCCGGCUGCGGGAGGCCGGGCUGGCCGCGGGCCGCCUGCACGUGCUGGCCGUGGGCGGCUCGGCGCUGCUGCUGCGGCCGGGCCCGGCCCGCCGCCGCCUCCGGGCCGCGCUCCGCGCCCGCCCCGCGCCGCUCGUGGAGGUGUCGGCGGCGCGGCGGGGCCCGGCGCUCUGCGGCCCGGCCGAGGCCCAGGCCGUGCGCCGCCACCUCGCCGCCCUGCUGGGCCACCUGCGGGACGCCGAGGCCGCCGGCGCCGAGCCGGUGACCGCCAGCGAGGUCGUCCCCAGCGGCUGGAACCUGUGCACCGUGGCCGGGGUGCUGCUGGGCUACCCCGCCGUGUACACCUUCGCCGAGGGCGCCGAGAACUGCCUGGCGCUCACCCCGCUGAGGGUGUUCACGGCCCGGGCCUCCUGCCCCCGCAUCAAGGAUGGGCUCGUGGUCCAGAUCUACUCCUUCAGCGUCCCGGAGAGCCUCUGCGCCGAGCUCGGGGACGUGCUGGAUGCCUGGCGCCAGGAGCUCAAGGAGGCUUUCAGUGCUCAGAGCGAUUUUGUAGAUCUCCGCAUUUCCAGCGAGGUCGUGUCUCUUCCAGCGGUUGCCUUGUAAAACACGAGCGUACUCAGACUGUUUAGCCUUCCUCCCUGCAUCGGGGAGCAAGGCAGAAGAUCCAGUUCCCUGUGUGUGUUGUCCCCUGCAUCUCUCGUGGUCCUUGAGCACUGAAGGCUGAAUUGUGACCGUCACCGCAGGCCGGUGGCAAAACCAAAUACAUUUUCUUUAAAAAAAACCGAGUUUGCUCCCAGAGGCUCUGCUGCCUUGGUCCUGCCUACCUGCACAUUGCACCAUGCAAAGUCAGUGUGUAUUUGCAGUGGGCAGCUGAAGAUGAAUAAACGAUUUGAAUACCA
Messenger RNA from Motacilla alba alba, 1131 nucleotides. It is a transcript of the gene C26H1orf74, whose product is annotated as chromosome 26 C1orf74 homolog. The record is from RefSeq and is a predicted model, not a curated record. Bases 29 to 835 code for a protein of 268 amino acids. The transcript has a single exon. Lineage: Eukaryota; Metazoa; Chordata; Aves; Passeriformes; Motacillidae.